Zychaea mexicana is the source of this 1637-nucleotide messenger RNA. RefSeq names its product MAP kinase. Gene Ontology annotation, cellular component: nucleus; cytoplasm. Bases 107 to 1447 code for a protein of 446 amino acids. The record is from RefSeq and is a predicted model, not a curated record. NCBI's taxonomy places the organism in Eukaryota, Fungi, Mucoromycota, Mucoromycetes, Mucorales, Lichtheimiaceae. The transcript has 14 exons. Gene Ontology annotation, molecular function: MAP kinase activity; ATP binding. Gene Ontology annotation, biological process: protein phosphorylation; intracellular signal transduction.
CGGAUCGUUAUAAGCGCUGCGGGUGUAUUAGGCUCCUCCCCCUUCUCUCUUUCUCUUUUACUCUCAACUCUACCUUUUUUUCCCCGCUUCUCCAACUGCUGUCAUCAUGCCUGGUUACCAAACCUUCCCAGUCAUUAAUCAGCACUUUAUUGUUGAUAGAAAAUACCAGUUCAUGCGCGAAAUGGGUCAAGGUGCCUAUGGCGUAGUAUGUGCUGCCAAGGACACCGAAUCAGGCGAACAAGUUGCCAUCAAAAAGGUGUGCCGGAUAUUCGAAAAGAACAUUCUUGCCAAGAGAGCCUUGCGUGAGGUUAAGCUUUUGAAGCACUUUAACGGACACGAAAACAUCACUUCUGUGAUCGAUAUGGAUAUUGUCAACUUGCAAGAUUUCAACGAACUGUACUUGGUUCAGGAACUUAUGGAGGCUGAUCUUCAUCAGAUCAUCCGUUCCGCCCAGCCCUUGACCGACGCCCAUUUCCAGUACUUUGUUUACCAGAUCUGUCGAGGUCUCAAGUACAUCCACAGUGCCAAUGUGUUGCAUCGAGACUUGAAGCCAGGCAACCUUCUGGUGAACGCCGAUUGCGAAUUGAAGAUCUGUGAUUUUGGUUUGGCGCGUGGCUACUCGGAAAGCCCUGAGAGCAAUGCAGCUGGGUUUAUGACGGAAUAUGUGGCUACGCGAUGGUACAGAGCACCGGAAAUUAUGCUCAGCUUUCAAAACUACACCAAAGCCAUUGACAUGUGGUCGGUUGGCUGUAUCUUUGCCGAAAUGCUUGGCGGAAAGCCGCUUUUCAAGGGUCGUGAUUAUGUCGACCAGUUGAAUCAGAUCCUGGGUAUUCUGGGUACACCCGACGAAGAGACAUUACGACGUGUGGGCAGUGAAAGGGCACAAGUCUACAUUCGUAGCCUGCCACGAAUGCCAAAAAUCCCGUUCCAGAACCUCUAUCCCCGAGCAAACCCGUUAGCCAUCGAUCUGUUAAACAAGUUGCUCGAGUUUGAUCCUGCGAAGAGAAUCACUGUGGAGGAGGCAUUGGCCCACCCGUACCUGGGCGCAUAUCACGAUGAGGAUGAUGAGCCAUCACAUACCGAGACUUUUGACUUUUCGUUUGAAGUGGUCGAUGCGAUUGAAGACAUGCGCAAAAUGAUUGCACAAGAAGUCAUGUCGUUCAAAGCCAACAAGCAGGGAUUGUUGCAGCCACAACCUAACCCAGGUGCCAACCUGCGGCGAAAGGAGAGCUUAUCUGCUCAGGAUCGUGAGACGCUGGAACGAAGUAAGCAAGCUGCUGCACAAGCAAAGGCUGCAGCACAGGCUUCAAGCACGAGCACGAGCCAGGCACAGGAAUCAUCAAAUGCAGGCCCAGGUGGCUCGGUUGCUGCAUCGGCCGUGGCAAACCAUGCCAUGCAUCAUAUGGAAGUGGACGAGUUGGAAAGAGAAUUGAGUGGACGUGCUUAAGCCCGUCUAUUAUUUUUCUCUAGUGUCCUCUCUACAACCACCCUCGUCCCUUCGCCCUUCCCUUAUUCUUCAACCUGUAUGCGAGUAGAAGUACGCAACCUUUUUCUUAUCCACCUUUCUUUCUUUCACUUUCUCCUCUUCUUCAAAUCAUCAAUCAAACUAAAAAAAAACAUUAUAGCAGGUUUUUAUA